Molecule: messenger RNA, 5916 nt
Organism: Diachasma alloeum
Lineage: Eukaryota; Metazoa; Arthropoda; Insecta; Hymenoptera; Braconidae
Gene: Gprk1
Product: G protein-coupled receptor kinase 1
Exons: 9
Coding region: 597-2660 (687 amino acids)
Biological process (GO): protein phosphorylation; G protein-coupled receptor signaling pathway; regulation of signal transduction
Molecular function (GO): G protein-coupled receptor binding; G protein-coupled receptor kinase activity; ATP binding
Source: RefSeq, a predicted model, not a curated record
CCCAACACAAGCCCACGGUCUGCAGUGCUCCAGCAACUAGAACGCGCACUCAUUCAUCUCCCCCGAAAAAAAAAAAACAGUCGCAAGUCCCUGAACCCGUGAAUGUUGUGAAAGUGAAGUGUCCAGUGCCGAAGAUCCCCCGAAUAAUGCUCUCAAAAACGUCAGCAACGAGCAACAAUGCUCAAUGACAGAUGCACAAGUGUCGUGAUGCGUGUGACAGUGUUGAUGACGACUGAGGUUGGUCAGUGAUCAGUUCUCAUAUCCGGGAAUAAUUAGUUGUAUUUUUUUAAAUCGACAAGUUAUUAUUCGGUUUGCCCUCGAGACUAAAAAUAUGCGAUAAACAGAGGCCCGAGUUGAAGGAGAGGUAUCAGUGGGAUUUUUUGUCGUGGCCCUGGGGGGGAGAGAGGGGAGAGUCAACAUCAUUGGCUCGCGGGGGAUGAGAGUUAUCGGUGGGUAGGGUUACGACGGCUGGGGCAGGGACCGGUGGAUCCGCCGCUGUGGCUGCUGAACGCUGCCUCGAGGGCUCGAACAGCACCGGCGGCGGAGGUUUUGGGGGCUGAGGGGUUCAGAAACACUUUAACGAGGGGUUUGGAAUCAUGGCGGAUCUCGAGGCUGUACUGGCUGAUGUCAGCUACCUCAUGGCCAUGGAGAAGAGCAAGUGCACGCCGGCUGCCAGGGCCAGCAAGAAAAUCAUCCUGCCGGAUCCUAGUGUCAGGAGCGUCAUGCACAAGUAUCUGGAGAAGAAGAACGAAGUCAACUUUGAUAAAAUAUUUAAUCAAAUGCUAGGGUAUCUAUUGUUCAAAGACUUUUGUGAGACUGUGGCGGAGGAACCAAUUCCGCAACUUAGGUUUUACGAGGAGAUAAAAUCAUACGAAAAACUCGAGUGCCCCGACGAGAGGCGAAAAUUGGCACGUGAGAUAUACGACAACUACAUAAUGAAGGAACUUCUGGCGCAUUCGCACGAAUAUUCCAGUGAAGCUGUCGCUCACGUACACAAAUAUCUCAUGAAGAACGAGGUGCCGGUGAAUUUAUUCGAGCCUUACAUCGAGGAGAUUUUCAAUCAUUUGAGAGGAGAACCAUUCAGAAAGUUCCUGGAGAGUGACAAAUACACUCGCUUCUGCCAAUGGAAAAACCUCGAGUUAAACAUCCAGUUGACAAUGAACGACUUCAGUGUCCACCGGAUAAUAGGCCGUGGUGGUUUUGGUGAAGUAUACGGCUGUCGUAAAGCAGAUACCGGUAAAAUGUACGCUAUGAAAUGCCUCGACAAAAAACGUAUAAAGAUGAAGCAAGGCGAAACCCUGGCCUUAAACGAGAGAAUAAUGCUCUCCCUAGUCAGCACCGGGGUUGACUGUCCUUUCAUAGUCUGCAUGACCUACGCCUUUCACACACCCGACAAAUUAUGCUUUAUCCUCGAUCUGAUGAACGGUGGCGAUCUCCACUAUCACCUAAGUCAGCACGGAGUAUUCAAUGAACCUGAGAUGAAAUUUUACGCGGCUGAAGUAAUUCUUGGUCUUGAACACAUGCACAGACGAUACAUCGUCUACAGAGAUCUCAAACCGGCGAACAUACUUCUUGAUGAGCAUGGCCACGUCAGGAUAUCGGAUCUUGGUUUGGCCUGUGACUUCUCGAAGAAGAAGCCCCAUGCCAGUGUUGGGACACAUGGUUACAUGGCGCCUGAGGUUUUGUCUAAGGGAACAGCUUACGACUCGAGCGCAGACUGGUUCUCAUUCGGCUGUAUGCUUUACAAAUUGCUGAAGGGCCACAGCCCCUUCAGACAGCACAAGACCAAAGACAAGCAUGAGAUCGAUAGGAUGACCUUGACGAUGAACGUUGAACUCCCGGAGUCUUUCUCUCGUGAACUUCGGUCGCUUCUUGAGGGACUGCUGCAACGGGACAUCAACACCAGGUUAGGGUGCAGGGGAAGGGGGGCCGACGAGCUCAAGGAGCAUUCCUUCUUCGGGGGGAUUGAUUGGCAGCAGGUGUAUCUGCAGAAGUACACGCCGCCCUUCAUACCGCCUAGGGGUGAGGUCAACGCUGCUGAUGCCUUUGACAUCGGCUCUUUUGAUGAGGAGGACACCAAGGGGAUCAAGCUUACUGAUGCCGAUCAGGAUCUCUACAAGAACUUUCCGCUUGUCAUAUCUGAGAGGUGGCAGGCGGAGGUAUCUGAGACCGUCUUCGAGACGAUUAACAACGAGGCGGAUAAGGUCGAGAACAAGAAGAAGGCGAAGCAGAAGUUGAGGUUUGACGCUGAUGAGAAGGGCUCCGAUUGCAUUCUCCACGGGUAUAUCAAGAAACUGGGGGGACCUUUUGCCAGCGCUUGGCAGACGAGGUAUGCUAAACUCUACCCGAACAGGUUGGAACUGCAUCCGGAGUCCGCUACGAAACCUGAGCUCGUCUUCCUGGAUCAGGUGGAGGAACUCUCACCUGAUUUGCAGAAUGUCAAGGGGGAACAGUGCAUCGUGGUGAGGACGAGGGAUGCGAAAAUUGUACUUACUAAUCCGGACGAAAUAAGCUUAAAAGAAUGGGCUCUCUCGUUACGAUCAGCAUACAAGAACUCCAUGGAAAUGCUCGGGAACAUGGCUCGUAAAGCUGGUAAAAUAUACGGCACUGAGCGUGACGCAGUGAUACCGCCGAUUCAACGGUCAGCUAAUGGCAAUUAGCAAACUGAUCCUCAACCGUCAGGGAAAAAAAUCGACUAAAAUCUAGAAAGAGGAAAUUUCAAUUCAAAAGAAAUAAUAAAAAAAAUAAAGCACAUGUUCGUACUCCAGUCCCACUGCCCCGCAGCAGCGACACCAGCAGGAUAAUUUUUUUAUACAAAAAAAAAGGAAAAACAUAAGAGAAACUCAAUAAAUAAAACAAGAACAAAUUUGCUGAACACGAACAAAUGAUUGAGUAAAUUCAUUCUAAACCAAUUGCGACGAAUGAAACAUUACAAUCCCACAAAGGAACAUUAUUAUUACGUAUAUUUCCCUAUGAUCGUGUAAGGCGAAUAGCGUCAAUGCUGCGUAGAGUACUGCAGAUUAGAGAAAAAAUAAAUAAUCAGUUGUGAAUUGGUUAAUUGGAGAGGAAUCAAUUUCAUUUGGAGAUUUGCUGUUGGGGAAUAUCUUAGAAUUUGCUUAUCUCAUGUCACAAUUGAAGAUGUUUAGAGAAAUUCGGGGUAAAAUGAAAUACUAGGACAAACUACCAUUCAGCACAAUUCAGGAAAUAUUUUUUUGUUUUUAAUUGAGGGUCAAAUGGUCUUGAGGGUGAACCUACCUUAGAGACAUUCGGAGUUGAGGGUCAAAUGGUUCUGAGACCCAAAUGAUCUUUAAAGAUGUUUAGAGUUAAAGUCAAACAACCCUUGAAGACAUUUGGAAUUGUGGGUCAAAUGAUUUUGAGAGUCAAACGCCCCUUAAAAACAUUUGAAGGGGAGGGAUAACUGAUCUUUAAGGACGUUUGGAGUUGAGAGUCAAAUGAUUUUGACGGUCAAACGACCUGUAAAGGUGUUUAUGAUGAAGCUCAAAUGGUUUUAAGGGUCAAACGACCCUAAAAACCAUCUGUAGUCAAAGGACAAAUGAUCUUGAGGAUCAACGGAUCCUUGAGGACGUUUGAAGUUCAGAGUAAAACGACUUUGAAGGUCCAACGAGCCUUACCAGCGUUUGGAGUUUCAGGUUAAAUGAUUUCGAGAGUCAAACGACCCUCAACUGACUUGUGGAGGUGAGGAUCAAAUGAUCUUAAGGGUCAAACGAGCCUUAAGGACGUUUGGAGUUGAGAGUAGAAUGAUUUUGAAGGUCAAACGAUCCUUAAAGGUGUUUCGAGUUGUGGGUCAAAUGGUCUGAAGGGUCAAGCGACCCUGAAAAACGUUUGAUGUCAAAGGACAAAUGAUCUUGAGGGUCAAACCGCCCUUAAGGACGGUUGGAGUUGAGGGUCAAAUGGCCUUGAAGAUCAACUGACCCUUAAGAACGUUUGGAGGUGAGAGUCGAGACCCUUGAAGGCAUUUUCAAUUGUGAGACAAAUGAUUGUGAGGGUUAAAAAACCUUCAAAGACGUUUGGAGUUGAGGGGCAAUUACCCUUCGUGACGUUUAAAGUUGACGAUCAAAUGAUUUUGGAGGUCAAACAACUUAUGGACGUCGGCAGACGAGGUCAAAUAGUCUUGAGGGUCAAACGAUCCUUAAACACAUUUAAAAUUAGAGUUCAAACGACCUCUGAGGAAUGUUCAAAUGUUCUUGAGGGUCAAAUAGCCCUUGAGAACGUCUAGAGUCAAGGGUCAAAGUGUCAGAGCAGACUGAUUAGAAAGGGUCCUUCCAUCCUAAGACCAUUUGACCCUCAACAAAAAACAGAAAAAUCCUGAAUUGUAAAAAAAACACUAAUUAAAAUUCUUUUGAUAAAUUCACAACUGAAAUAAGUGCUUCGUAAAAACUAGGAGGUGGGAAUCCUCUCCGGAUGCAUAGCGUCGAAAUCCAUGAUUUAAAAUGCAAUAUAUUUGUACGUUUAAUUAAUUGUAUUGUGCAGUGGUGGAAACUAGAAAUUAGGUAAAAAAACAAAUAAUGAAGGAUAACUGUGCCCUCGAGGGGCAAGUUUACUCAAGGACUGAAAUAUUUAAGACAAAAACAUAAUAAAGUCCGAAGGAACAUUAUUGUUAGUGAAAUGCGUGUGAACAGACAUUACACAACUCAAAUAGACCACAACAGUACAGAACAGUAGAGGUAUAUUGUAACAUGAAAAUAAUAAGUAUCUGUAUUCUUAUUACUUCUUAUGCAUCCAAAUGAACGUGAUGUGUAAGGGGAAUAUGUGUGAGUCGAGUGAGCAAUACAUUGUGAGGUAUUUAAUUGAUGGUGAAUUUUUUGAGUGAAUGAAUGAGUGAGUGCUUUUAAUCACAGGCCCAUAACACUCUUCUUCCCACAUUUGAUGAAUCUAAUCAUUAAUUAACACGGACACAUUGUAGUUGAGUGAGAUAAGGAGUUGAUUUUCGCCUAGCUAUCGAAAUAAUGAGAUUAUGUAAGUAAUUACUAAUUAUUUUUUUAUGAAAUAUUUUAGUGAUGAGCAGGGUCGUGCUCUUUGCGAUUACCUGACGACGAAUUUAAUACGAUUAUUUAAAUUAAGGGAUAUUAUAUUUUCGUAAGUUUAGUUUUUGAUCAGGGGAGAGAGAGCAGAAUUCAAUAGUUUAUUUUUUUAGCGUUUUUUUUUAUUUUAGACUGAGGGAAAUUUUUGGUUUUCAAUUUUUUUAAUUGCAAAAGUUUUCAUUCGGUGUUUUGGGCAGUAUAGUUUGGAUGGAAGUAUUUGAUAUUGAAUUUGAUGUUUAAUUAUAGCGUUAAUUGAAUGUUUAUGUUGAUUGAAUCGAUCAUUUUUAACGUGAGGAUUUUUUUAGAGAAUUUUUUUGAGCGGAAUGUAUUGUUUGAUGGCAUUUUCUCCAAAAUCAGUUAAUUUUUUUUUUUGCAAUAAAGAAGAAUGAAAUAUUGAGAAAUGAAAUCAGCGGUUCUUUAUUUUUUACGUCAUGUGAAAUGUUUAUUUAUCUCGGUAAGGAGUGAAUUUAGGAGGAAAUGUCAAAAAGACAUUCCUGUAGAGAAUUUUCUUAGCUGCAAAAACGAUCUUAAGACAUUUCCUCCUAAAAUAAGUGGAUACCGCUAUAUUUUGAAAUUUAGCAAAUUCUAAUUCUUAUUUUAGUAAUUUUUCACACCAAAAGCGACUGAAAAGUUGACAAAUGAAAUGAAAAUGUUGACUUUCAAAAUUUUCAAAUGUUAAAUAUAUUAUUAAAUCGUUCAUAUGCAAUUUAAUAUUUAAUAAUAGCAAUAAUUGAUAAUUAAUUUUGAUUGAACAUUCUUUUUUUUUACAUGAUGUAAAAUGUUUAAUUAUCUUGAUAGCAGGGAUCCCCAUCAAUAUUAAAUUUCUGUAAUAUUGCACGGAUUUGACCCUUAAAUUAUUGAAGGUUUACAAUAU